Molecule: messenger RNA, 2370 nt
Organism: Lacerta agilis (Sand lizard)
Lineage: Eukaryota; Metazoa; Chordata; Lepidosauria; Squamata; Lacertidae
Gene: TRMT9B
Product: tRNA methyltransferase 9B (putative)
Exons: 4
Coding region: 122-1528 (468 amino acids)
Biological process (GO): tRNA wobble uridine modification
Cellular component (GO): nucleus; cytoplasm
Molecular function (GO): tRNA binding; S-adenosylmethionine-dependent methyltransferase activity
Source: RefSeq, a predicted model, not a curated record
CCUCCUCCUCCUCCUUCUCCCCGGGCAGGAUGCAGAGGCUGCGGCGGCGGCUGGUGGCGGUACUGCUGCUGCUGCUGCUCUCGGCCGGCAGCCUGCGGCGCGCGGCGGAUAGAGGAGGCGCAUGAGGCGGCUCUCGCCCACCCUGCCUCCUACCGGCGGGUGCAGGAUGGAACAUGAGGCUUCCCAGCUAGAAAAGAAACAUGUGCACAACGUCUAUGAAAGCACAGCUGCCUAUUUCAAUGAUCUGCAGGGCAAAGCAUGGCCUCGCGUCCGACAGUUUCUCCUGGAGCAAAAGCCAGGCAGCCUCGUUGCUGAUAUAGGUUGUGGGACUGGAAAAUACCUUGGUGUCAAUAGCCAGCUGUAUAAUCUUGGAUGUGAUUACUGCGGUUCUUUGGUAGAGAUUGCAAAAAAUAACGGUUGCGAAGUGAUGAUCUGUGAUAACCUUAAUCUUCCUUUCCGGGGUCAGUGCUUCAACGCGAUCAUUUCUGUGGGAGUGAUUCACCAUUUCUCCACACAACAAAGGCGAAUCAAAGCAAUAAAAGAAAUGGCCAGGGUGCUGGUACCUGGAGGCCAGAUGAUGAUUUACGUGUGGGCCAUGGAACAAAAGAAUCGGCAUUUUGAGAAGCAAGAUGUGUUUGUUCCAUGGAACAAAGCCCUUUGCUCCCGGUUGCUUUCUGAACGCUGCAAGGAUGCGUGUAAGAGGGAGCUUGCAGCUCAUACCGUAACAUCUCAGACCAUGCCGCCGGACCAGCUAAUGGGUUCCAAAUACAGCUACCCUAUUAGCCUUGACCAGAAACAUCCCCAGAGGACUGGCAGCUGCUUAGCUGAAGCCUGUUGUGUGAAAAUCUCUGAAGAGGAAGAGAAACGAGUUUACAGUGCUCUUGGGAGAUCUUUUCGUUCCUGGUUUUCCUCCAGAUCACUAGACGAGUCUGCCUUGGGGAAGCAGAAUGAGAAGAUGCAGCCUUUGAAGAGCACAGCUGGAUGGACAAACAACGCCGUCUCUAUUCAGCCACCGAGGAACUGCAGUGUAGAUUUAGGCUGCCGGGGACCAUUGCUGAAAGAGCAGCAACUAGAUAAUUAUGAUGACGUGUUUAUGAAGCAUAUGGAGUGCAAAAGAUUGGAAUGGCUGGCGGCCUCAAGGUCGCUGAGAGAUUUCAAUGGUGAGCCACCUGCUUUAGUUCAAAGUAAAAAUGGGGAAAUGUCAUUCCUGGAUAGCUCUGUGGAAAAUGUAAACAACGGCUACAUCCCGCCAGGCAAUAGUCAUUCUUUUGCGGGCAAACACUUUAAAAGGACUUCAUCGGCGAGCUCCAGUGAAUCUAUUGUAGAUGCGGCUGUGGCUGUGGCAGACCGAGUUGCUUGUGGUCAGGAUACAAAAGCCUUCAUGCGCUAUUACCAUGUUUUUCGGGAAGGGGAGCUGUGCUCUCUGCUUGAGGAUAACGUGCCUGAGGUUCACAUAAUAAGUUCAAGCUAUGAUCAUGGUAACUGGUGCAUUAUUGUGAAGAAAGCAGGUGAACAACAGCAUGCGUAGUUCUGGAAAUCAAGGGCUUCAGAUAUCGCUUCCUAUGGAAUUUUAGAGACUCCCCCCCCAUCUGAUCUCCCAUUCUGUGUGCAUGGGAACAAAUGUGUGGAUAAGGAUGUCAUUGUGAAAAAGGGUACUUGACAUUUUGCAGAAAUGCAGGCUUUCUGCAAACACCCAUCAUAGUUUUAUAUUGGUUUUAGGAAAUAUGUUUUGCGUUUUUUAAGAACAUUUUAUAUAUAAAGCCUUUUGUAAGAUGAGGAACGAGGCAUUUUUUUUUUUUUAGUUACCCAAAAAUGAGUGAAUGAAUUUUCACCCGAUGAAAAGAUCAACCCUUAGCCUAUUGGCACUGAAAUAUGUUGCAUGCCUUUUACUUGCUGGGCUUUUGCUUAGAGGAGCACACACAUCGUAUUUGAAGGCUUUUGCUUUUUAUGUUGCUUUUCUAUUUUCUUUUUUUAAAUGUUGCUAUCCAAAUAGACUGUACAUACAUAGGAUAAUUUUUCACUGUAGCGAAAAGGACACCGUAAAACGAGGGUGCCCACAUUUCCUUUGGAAUCUUAGAGACAUGUGAGUUGAGAGCCAGGGAUGAACUGAAAAAUCAAGACAACAAGAGGGAUAAAAAGAGAUGUAAGAAGAGUCCAAGAAAAUCAAACAUGCCCCAUAGAAGGAGUCUUUCUGGGUGUCUUUCACUGUUUCCUGAAGUGAUACAUAUAUAAACUGAGGCUAUCGGCUGUGCUCAUCAUAUUCACUCAAGUAAUGAUGACGGAAACAGCCUAAGAGACCUGUUUUGCAACUUGAACCCAAGCUGAUUUUCCCCUAAACAUUUUUUUGCUACAUUCAGACAUAACAUAAAA